AGAAGUCUUAUUUAUACAACACCUAGAGUUAACUACUUGUUCCGUUUCAUUCAGCCACCGCCUCUGCGCGGCGCCACUCCUCCUUGAACUGAUCAUUCCGUGCUAUACCAUGUGUAAAGAGACUGAAAGUUGCACGAGCAGCAGCAGCAACAAUCAACGGAAAGCGGAGGAAGUGAUUAUUGGAAACGCAAAAGCUAUUCAAAAACUCAGAGAACUCAUCACAUUACCUCUUCUCUUCCCUCGUGAGGCAAAUAAGUUGCAAACAGGGUUGUUGCUGUGUGGUCCUCCUGGCACCGGAAAGAGAAGUUUGGUAAGUGCAGUCGUUGAGGAAUGUGGAGCAAAUUUGACAAUUAUCAGCCCAGACACUGUUUACAGCACAAAUGCUGGUGAAAGUGAGAGAACUCUCCGCGAGGCUUUUUCAGAGGCAUCAUCUCAUACCGCCUUGGGCAAGUCCUCAGUUAUCUUUAUAGACGAAAUAGACACACUUUGUCCUCCCCGAAAUUCCAAAAAAGGGCAAGAUGUCCGAAUUGCUUCCCAACUUGGUAUUUUGAUGGAUUCAAACAAAGCAACCUCUUCUACGCCAGGGGUAGUUGUGGUUGCAUCAACUAACAGUGUUGAUGCAAUUGACCCUGCUUUAAGAAGAUAUGGACGUUUUGAUAUUGAAACUGAUGUUACAGUCCCCAAUAAAAAGGAGCGCCUUCAAAUUCUAGAGCUGUAUACAAGAAAGAUUCCUCGAAAUUCAUGCGACUUAGAAUCCAUUGCUGCAUCAUGCAAUGGAUAUGUCGGAGCUGAUUUAUGGGCUUUGUGUCGUGAAGCUAUCAAAUCUGCAAUCAGAAGGUCUUUAAUUGCAAAGAAAGAUGUCAAAAAAGACUCUAGUUUAACGAUGGAAGAUUGGAAGAAUGCAAGCUCUCUUGUUCAACCAAGUAUAACAAGAGGCAUUACUGUGGAAAUUCCCGAUGUGACUUGGAACGAUAUUGGUGGAUUGAAAGACGUGAAGACAAAGCUCAGGCAAGCUGUUGAGUGGCCUAUGAAGCAUCCUGCCGCAUUUUCAAGAUUGGGAAUAACCCCUAAUCGUGGAAUUCUUCUCCAUGGGCCUCCAGGAUGUUCCAAAACUACUCUUGCUAAAGCUGCUGCAAAUGCUGCUAAUGUUCCCUUCUUUUCCUUGAGUUGUGCAGAUGUACAUUCAAAGUAUGUCGGAGAUGCAGAAAGUUAUCUUCGUGAAAUUUUUCGCAAAGCACGGCUUGCCGGAAAAAGUAUAAUAUUUUUUGAUGAAGUUGAGUCAGUAGCUGGCAAACGGGGUGAUAGUUCGAGCAGUAGUUCCGCAGCUAGUGAGAGGCUUUUAUCUACUCUGCUAACUGAGAUGGAUGGUUUAGAAGAAGCCAAAGGAGUCCUUGUUUUUGCAGCUACGAAUCGCCCUUAUUUACUUGAUGCUGCACUUAUGCGUCCUGGACGAUUUGAUAUGAUUUUGUAUGUGCCACCGCCUGAUUUGGAGGGUCGAUUGGAGAUACUUAAUGUACACACACGUAGGAUGAAAUUACAGAGUGAUGUUGAUCUUAGAAAACUAGCAGAAGAUACCGAGCUCUUCACAGGUGCUGAACUAGCAGGAUUGUGUAGAGAAGUUGGAACAGCAGCUCUAAGGGAAAACAUUGACGCGAGUGUUGUUUUUGACCGUCAUUUCCAGAUUGUUAAGAAUGCUUUAAAUCCAUCGUUAACAAAAGAAGCAAUUGAUUCAUACUCGUCUUUUAGGAAGACCUCAUCUCGAAGCGGUUGCCUAGAAUAGAAUAUCGAAUAAGAAGAAAGAGCUGGUUGUUUUCUUUGUCUUUGGCUGAAGCUGGUGCAGUCAGCACCAUGUUACAUGUUACAUGUUACUGCAGCACUAUUUUUGUUUUUGUUUCAUUGAAGCUGGUGCAAUACUGUUAAAUACUAUAUCUGUAUAUCAUGCAUGAUAUUUUUUUUUUUUUCUUUCUUUAACGUUAGAUAAUAUCAUUAGAGUUUUUCUUCAAACAAAGAUAACAUUAGAUGACAAAUAGCUUUUCUUCAAUUAUCAAACCAUCAAUAAUGAACAAA
Messenger RNA from Trifolium pratense (red clover), 2067 nucleotides. RefSeq names its product cell division control protein 48 homolog B. The transcript has 12 exons. The record is from RefSeq and is a predicted model, not a curated record. NCBI's taxonomy places the organism in Eukaryota, Viridiplantae, Streptophyta, Magnoliopsida, Fabales, Fabaceae. Gene Ontology annotation, molecular function: ATP hydrolysis activity; ATP binding. Bases 110 to 1780 code for a protein of 556 amino acids.